Molecule: messenger RNA, 824 nt
Organism: Canariomyces notabilis
Lineage: Eukaryota; Fungi; Ascomycota; Sordariomycetes; Sordariales; Chaetomiaceae
Exons: 4
Coding region: 191-766 (191 amino acids)
Source: RefSeq, a predicted model, not a curated record
GCCGAGCGGAGAGCACACAAACAGUGCGUAUGUACUUCGUAAAUGCGUGCACAAUGGUCGGUCCCUGGGAUCCAACGGCAGAGGCCUUCAUGGCUUCAACGAAUCCCGCGUUCCGGCGAAACGGUGACGAAGCCCAUUGACCCGUCAGACGCAGUCGGUGCAUGCCUGCAAGGCAUGGGAAAAUCCAUGGAUGAGCUGCAAGAGCGACACGACAUGGGAUCCAUCAGCAAAAAGAUGCAGUGGCAGCCGGGAACCAGCCAUGUCCAUGGCGCGCCAAGAUUUCUCAAGACCCCUGGUCGUUGCCCAGAAUCACGUUCGACGCUUUCCCACCCACAUCCGCCGCGUUCUCACUUCGUACCUGUUGGUACUACCUAAAGUCCUGAACCAACCUAGUGCCUCCCCAGGAUCGUCUGUCUCUCUCCCCCUGGGUGCCAGCCUGAGGGCGGUACCGGUAGUUCGUCAGUUCGUCACCGCCGUUUCGUCGUUUCCCUUGGAGAUAGUUUUAUGCCUAACCCUUUUUUUCACCCCCAUGGCCGGUGUUCUUGGAACCCUUUCUUGGUGGAUUACACCGCACUCUGCCAUGGAAGUUAUACACACUAUUACUGUGUUCACUCCCUCUUGCCCCAGUUACCGCCGUUCUUUAAAUACCCUCCCCAGUCCUCCCAGCCUCUACCCGCACGACUCUACUGCCGUGGUCUUUCGUUCCUUCCAAUAUUACGCUAGUAAUACCUUAACCUUCUUCCAUCCUCCCACUCCGUUGCGUUAGAAGUCUGAGGCUUCCUCCGUGUCUCAGUUCCGCGAGCAACCUGCCAGGCUCAACAGCA